AUGAGCGCGGCAUUGAUCCGAGAGGGCAUGUCUCUAGAAAAAACCGGAAGGCUCCACCCGCCUCGACAGUUUCCGCCAACAGACAGACUAGAAAAAAACACUGAUCAAAAAAAUAAAGAUAUGCAGUCUAUUUUACUGUGCAUGACGUCGGGAAUCUUCGAGAUCUUUCGCAUCCGCAUUUCCAUGAUGGGAGGGGUCACACCACAUAUCACACUAGACUACAUAAACAACCCCUUCCCAUGCAGUCCGCUCCCGUGCUCUGUCGAUCAUCAAAACAAUCUCUACCUUUACAACAAACCAACUAACAAGCGAACUGCUUCACGUCAACGGUUCCAAGUUUCACACACAAGCCAUGUUUUCCCUACUUCCGUUCCAUUACGGCAUGAGUGCCCCCUUUAGUAGCUUUGACGAUGACAUGUGGAGGCCUCGCAACCGACUGGGCAUGACAGAAUCCGACCGCGGCCAUACCCAAAGAAUCGAGCCAACAUUCAGCAUCGAAUCCGACGACGAUGGGGCGCAUUUCGAAAUCGAGCUGCCGGGUGUGUGCAAGGAAGACAUUUCGAUAGAGGCCGAGAACAACACGCUGACUGUCAGCGCGAAACGAUUCAAGAAGCACCGCACCGGGAAAGAUGAUACAGUUGUUGAAGAAGAAGGAAAAGACGGCGCGGAAGCGACAAAACAUCCGGCCACGAAGAAGGAUGUUCAACCUAAAAUAAUCUAUGUGCUCCAGACUAGACUGGGGCAUGGCGCUGACGUCGACGCUAUCGAGGCAGACGUUGAGGGUGACGGUAUCCUUUAUGUGACGGUGCCUCUGAAGAAGGGCAACGGACCUCGCCGUAUUCAAAUUCCUAUCUAGAGGUGCCCGUCCUUGUCACUGUACGCGGCCGUUUCUGCAUGGUUGAGCGGGAGGGAUUAGUUAUCAUUUUCAACCGUGUAUUUUCAACGGCAGUCGAUUGAUACUCCUUUCGAGUAGAUUAGUUCGGUAGCAGUUGUGGAAAUAUAUUAUUUCGCCUGCUUUUCUCUA
This is a messenger RNA of Chondrus crispus (carragheen), 1024 nucleotides long. Its product is annotated as Heat Shock Protein 20, HSP20. The transcript has 3 exons. Bases 353 to 856 code for a protein of 167 amino acids. NCBI's taxonomy places the organism in Eukaryota, Rhodophyta, Florideophyceae, Gigartinales, Gigartinaceae. The record is from RefSeq and is a predicted model, not a curated record.